This is a messenger RNA of Symbiodinium sp. CCMP2592, 1662 nucleotides long. The record is from the annotation of a GenBank genome assembly. Lineage: Eukaryota; Dinophyceae; Suessiales; Symbiodiniaceae.
AUGUGGGCAGCUGAGACAAUGUCGCACUACCUCGAGUUUCUGAAAACGGAAAUCCGCCGCAAGAGGCAGUCCCUCCAGCUGGAUGCCACACACAAGGCCCUGGUGCUCUGCGACGCAGCGUCCGUGCACUCCACCGCACGGUUCGCCAAGAUUCGCAAGACCUUCGAGAAGGAGGCAAAUGCAAUCUUGAUCCACGGCAAGGACGAAGAUGGCGACGGGCUGCACAUUCCUGGGGGCUGGGGCGCAGCUGGAGCCCCCAACGACGCGUGGCAUCAGUUUUUCCACUCCAUUCGGCGGAGUUGGAUGAGGGUCGCAUCGGGUUCAGCAGACAUCGCAGCCUUGCGGCGAGUGCUGCACACAACCGAGCUUUCCGUGGACGGCAACCCCAGGUUUGAGCUGACGAUCCAGAACAGCUUACGAGCUGACGCGUUCGCCCUCCAGCAGAUCCAAAAUUACCGCAGUGGCAAAAUCCUGGCGUGGGCAUGGGUCAGUCGGGGGCUGGUCACCAAGCAGCAGUUUGCUGAUGCUCGCUUUGGCGGGAACCUGGAGAAGGCUCAGAAUGCCAUUAAGUCCGCUCCAGGCGAACUCAGUGAGAUCAUCAACAUGGAACUCACCAAGGAAAUCUCGCUCGAGAAGGAGAGCCAGGCCAUCCAGGAGGCAGGUGAGCCGCUGCCGGGGGAGGUCAGCAGCGUGUGGUGCAUCCAGCUCAACGCGGACUCCGAAGUGAUCCCUCUGCCUUCCUGGUUCCGUGUCCCACUGCAGCACGUCUUGUGCGGCUGGAUGGAACAAGCCAUGCAGUGGGACAAGAAACUAGAGCAGCGGCGCCAGGCUGGCAGGGACCUGACCGCCCAGCAGCAGCUGAAGUAUGACGCCUGGGUUGGCCAGACACAGCGCCCCCUGGUGUUUAACAAGCGGACAGGGCGCUUGGUUGCCAACCCAGGGAAGGAGACGCUCUCAAGACUAAAGAAAGAGUGUCUCCUCGUCAUCCUGCAUUUGUCCCGCCAUGCCGAGGAGCUUAGGCUCACAGCAGGAAACGGGCAGCUGUAUAAGCUGAAGCUGCUUGAGAUCCCCGCUUCCAAAGUCUCCAGCACCAGCGUGGUGCCCGAGCAAGUGGACCAUUUCUCAGGCGAUAUGCUGCACCAGCACGAAGGUGAUCAGGAGGGCGAGGAAGAGGGUGGGGAUGGCACGGCCAGUGAAGCUGAUGAGCUCGUCAUGGAGGGCGAGUCAGAGUGGGUGGACCCUGACGUUCAUGCGGCCGCUGAGGAAGAAGGGUGGGGCGACUUGCCAGACAGCGAGUCUGACGAGGCUGAAGACACGCCGGAGGCGGCGAAAUCCAAGCAGCAUUGCCCGCAUGUCCUGGCGCUGCGAACGCAGCCCGAAUACCUCAGGCUGCGUGACCUGAACUUGCACACCCGUCCGGAUGGCUGCAUCCUCUCCAUCCACUUGGACGGGCGAUGCUGGCGGUCGCAGGCGGAGGGCUGCCCCCACUACUCGCGCAGCUACAAUGGUGUGAAAUCCCGGAAUUCGUGGCAGGCACUUUUGCGCGUGAUGGAGCUGAUGUUGCAAGAUUAUUGCGCGUCGCACCCAUCCGACAAGCACGCAAAAUCCCAGCUGAGCAGAAUCAGAAAGCUGCGGGCAGAAGAGCCUGCGCACGACGACUGA